AUGCCGCCAAUACCGCUUCACGAGGCCGUUCAACCGGAUAACAACCAGAUGAGCAAUGACGGAUACUUUGGGAACCAGGGCGUCCUUUCCUCGCAGAACACAGACCCGAAAGCACAAGAAUGCUCGAGUUCAACCCCAACGGCGGCUACGCGCUCAGGGACUGAGUCGUCGAGUACGUCUCCCGACACCCCUUCUGCUGCUGCAAAGGGAGCACACUCCAGCAGGGAACUGUUGCGUCGCCUCAGUCUCAUGGACGGCAAACCGAUGCCUUCCAUCAUGACACGGCCGGAAGAGCACGCUGAUCUUCAUCUCACCGGGCGAAUCAUCAGUGCAGCGUUUUGCAUCCCUUAUAAACUUCGCUUCCGGUCUGGCAUGGCUUGGUCGCAGGAACUACACCCUCGUCCCGGAACAUCUGCCAUAUUCGAUUCCUUUGAAUACCUAGCUUCCGCAGAUAACCCAUGGUCUCAUACUCUGGUUGGAUGGACCGGCGAGGUGGAAAAGUCCGCACUACAAGAUUGCUAUUUUCAAUCAAAGCCGCCCGAAACCCCUGGUAUUGAGUCGUUGUCGCUAGAAACUGCCUUGAUGCCAAUUAAUAAGGCAUCUGCUCCGAUACCGGUCAAUGCUAACCACAAACCCGCGCCGCCUCCAGCUGAUGGGAUCCACGUCACGGAAGGCGAUCGGGCUCGCCUCGAAGGCCAGUUACGCACAAGCAAAUAUGGAAGCAUACUACCAGUCUGGCUUGCCGAUGAUACCGAGUCGCCAGACCAGACCAUUCAGCUAAAGGACCAAGCACGCUGGCGUCGAUACGCUGAACGCGAGGUUUACCCUUUGUUCCACUACAAGCAGCAUGGCCCAACUGACGGGCGGUCUGAACGCCGCUGGUGGGAGGACUACCAAAGGUUGAAUCAGCUGUUUGCGGAUCGAAUUCUGGAAGUCUAUCGUCCCGGAGACAUUGUCUGGAUUCACGAUUACCACCUCCUCCUAUUACCCAGUAUCCUGAGGCAACGGAUUCCCGGUAUCUAUAUCGGCUUCUUUCUCCACGUUCCGUUUCCUAGCAGUGAAUUCUUCCGCUGUCUAACUCGAAGAAAGGAAGUUCUCACCGGCGUUCUGGGAGCUAACAUGGUCGGCUUCCAGUCAUACACAUAUUCUCGCCAUUUUUCUUCCUGUUGCACGCGGAUACUAAGAUUUGAUUCAAAUUCUGCGGGAAUCGACGCUUAUGGCGCCCAUGUUGCUGUUGAUGUUUUCCCGAUUGGGAUCGACGUGGACGCUGUCCGAAAAAUGGCAUACGGCGAUGAUCACACAGAGAAGACCAUUGCAGAGAUCAAGAAGCUGUAUGCCGGGAAAAAGAUCAUCAUUGGCCGAGACCGUCUUGAUUCCGUCCGCGGUGUGACCCAGAAACUUAUGGCGUUUGAAAUGUUUCUGGAGCGAUAUCCUCAGUGGCGUGACAAAGUUGUACUUAUUCAAGUCACCAGUCCAACCAGCGUGGAAGAAGAGAAAGAGGAGUCAGAAGCCAAGUUGUCAAGCCAGAUGUCGCACUUAGUGUCGACAAUAAACGGCAAAUACGGCUCGCUGAGCUUUUCCCCGGUUCAACAUUAUCCACAGUACCUCCCACGCCACGAAUACUUUGCACUUUUGCGUGCCGCUGAUGUAGGCCUCAUCACCAGUGUUCGAGAUGGCAUGAACACGACCAGUUUGGAAUACGUCGUUUGCCAGCAUGAGAAUCACGGACCUCUCAUCCUGUCAGAGUUCUCUGGCACCGCUGGAAGUCUACACAAAGCCAUCCAUAUCAAUCCUUGGGAUUCUGGCGGAGUUGCGGCCGCGAUAAAUAAAGCGCUUACCAUGAGCCCCGCUCAGCGUCAAGAGCAACACGAGGAACUAUAUAAAUAUGUCACAAGGCACACCGUGUCGAGAUGGUCAGAUCUAUAUGUACGACGAUUAUUAACCAAUCUCUCCUCGUUCAACCAGUCUAUCGCGACACCACUUCUCGACAAAACAAAAUUGCUAUAUCAAUAUUUGAAAGGCCGAAGACGCCUAUUCAUGUUUGAUUACGACGGCACAUUGACCCCAAUUGUGAAAGAUCCACAAGCAGCAAUCCCGUCAGAUCGCGUGAUUAGAACGCUAAAGUCUCUUGCGGCUGAUCCUAAAAACUCCGUCUGGAUUAUAAGUGGGCGCGAUCAAAACUUCUUGGAAGAAUGGAUGGGCCACAUUUCAGAGCUAGGGCUGAGUGCCGAACAUGGUUGCUUCAUCCGCAAACCCCACCAUGAUACUUGGGAAAACCUGACUGAGAAGUCCAACAUGGGAUGGCAGAAGGAAGUGCUUGACAUCUUUCAGCAUUAUACCGAGCGAACACAGGGUUCUUUCGUCGAACGGAAGCGAGUAGCAUUGACAUGGCAUUAUCGACGUGUUGACCCUGAAUAUGGAGCGUAUCAGGCGAGGGAGUGUAGGAGACACCUAGAAAACACUGUGGCAAAGAAGUGGGAAGUUGAAAUCAUGGCCGGUAAGGCCAAUCUGGAAGUUAGACCGACGUUUGUCAACAAGGGGGAGAUUGCAUCGAGACUCGUAAACGAGUGUCAGGGGCAACCGGAUUUCGUUCUGUGUCUUGGGGAUGAUUUCACUGAUGAAGAUAUGUUCCGCGCUCUACGACGUUCCAACCUUCCGGCAGAUUUAGUCUUCUCAGUCACUGUGGGUGCUAGUUCGAAACAGACCGAAGCUAGUUGGCACUUGCUUGAGCCGUCGGACGUCAUUGCUACUGUCAGCCUUUUGAAUAGUUGCACUGACUGA
Molecule: messenger RNA, 2781 nt
Organism: Uncinocarpus reesii 1704
Lineage: Eukaryota; Fungi; Ascomycota; Eurotiomycetes; Onygenales; Onygenaceae
Exons: 3
Coding region: 1-2781 (926 amino acids)
Biological process (GO): trehalose biosynthetic process; cellular response to heat; fungal-type cell wall organization
Cellular component (GO): cytosol; alpha,alpha-trehalose-phosphate synthase complex (UDP-forming)
Molecular function (GO): catalytic activity
Source: RefSeq, a predicted model, not a curated record